Acanthoscelides obtectus is the source of this 1475-nucleotide messenger RNA. Lineage: Eukaryota; Metazoa; Arthropoda; Insecta; Coleoptera; Chrysomelidae. The record is from the annotation of a GenBank genome assembly.
GUCGUUGACAAUGACAUAAGUCAGCCGUGUUGCCCUUGAAUAACAUGGAACUUAACCUUCUUCAGUGUAUAUAUUUUGUGGAGAAAAUGUGAUGAUAAUUUCUGGGUUUUUUUGUCCAAAAUGUCGGAUGACGUAGUUGUGAUUAAAGCAAAACGAGAGAGGAAAGUUUUCAAGGCAACAAGAGUUACAAAGAUUCCGGAGUCGAUACUAAACAACCCUAAACUUCAAGCAGCAGCAGAAGCUUUACCAAAAAACUAUAAUUUUGAAAUACCCAAGACCAUAUGGAAAAUUCAGGAGGUGAAAGCAAAAACUGUAGCUCUUCAAAUGCCAGAAGGAUUACUUUUAUUUUCCAGUACAAUCGCAGAUAUCAUCAAAGAGUUCACUGGGGCAGAAGUUGUGAUUAUGGGCGACGUGACUUAUGGAGCAUGUUGUGUAGAUGAUUUAACAGCAAGGGCUUUAGGAGUAGAAUUGUUGAUCCAUUAUGGACAUAGUUGCUUGGUUCCAAUAGAUCAGACAAGUGGUAUCAGAGUACUCUACAUAUUUGUUGAUAUCAAAAUAGACCCAUUGCAUUUUAUUGAUACUGUAAAGUAUAAUUUCAGUGCAAGUGAAAAACUAGCUCUUGUGAGUACUAUACAGUUUGUAACCACUUUACAAGCUGCAGCAGUAAAUUUGAGAGAAAAUGGGUAUAGUGUGACUAUUCCCCAAAUCAAGCCACUAUCACCUGGAGAAAUUUUGGGAUGUACUGCACCUGUAAUAAAAUGUGCUGAUGUAGUGAUUUACUUAGGAGAUGGGCAGUUUCAUUUGGAGGCUGCUAUGAUUGCCAAUCCUAACUUAAAAGCAUACAAAUAUGAUCCUUACACAAAAAAAUUUACAAAAGAAAACUAUAAACAUAAAGAAAUGAAGAUGAUUAGAAAAGAGAUGAUAGAUAAGUCAUCAACUGCUAAAACGUUUGGUGUUAUAAUGGGUACAUUAGGGAGACAAGGAAACCCAAAAGUAGUCAAUUAUUUGAAGGAUCAAUUGACAGAAAGUGGCAGGGAAGUGGUUGUUAUACUACUCUCUGAAAUAUUUCCUGACAAACUAGAACUUUUCAAAGGAGUUGAUGCAUUUGUGCAAGUGGCAUGCCCACGCUUAUCAAUAGAUUGGGGUAAAUCAUUUUCCAAGCCCCUCUUAACGCCAUAUGAAACUGCUGUGCUUCUUAACAAACAGACGCUUUCUUCUGAUUCAAAUUACCCUAUGGACUUUUAUGCGAAUGCAAGCUUAGGACCGUGGACACCAAAUCAUAAACCUGAGGCUGACAACAAGUGCUGUGGAAAAUGUCCUUGAUAAAAAUGUACAUAGCCAACUGAAAUUAGGUACAUAAUAAUAUUUUUAAUGAUCAUGUGUUUUUAUUCUCAACUACAAUACAUGGCAAGUUUAUUCUCAAUAGUUUUUUAGGAUUAAUUAUCGUUUUUUUGGGCAGUUUUAAGUGUGUCUGA